Propithecus coquereli (Coquerel's sifaka) is the source of this 2412-nucleotide messenger RNA. RefSeq names its product myeloid zinc finger 1 (gene MZF1). The transcript is spliced from 5 exons. The coding region runs from base 36 to 2255 and encodes 739 amino acids. Lineage: Eukaryota; Metazoa; Chordata; Mammalia; Primates; Indriidae. The record is from RefSeq and is a predicted model, not a curated record.
GACAGUGGCCUCAGAAACCUGACCUGGUACUCCCAAUGAGGCCUGCUGUGCUGGGAUCCCCAGGCACUGCACCCCCAGAAGAUGAGGGGCCUGUCAUGGUGAAGCUGGAGGACUCCGAGGAAGAGAGUGAAGCUGCCCCAUGGGACCUGGGCCCCGAGGCUGCACGUCUAUGCUUCCGGUGCUUUCACUAUGAGGAAGCAAUAGAACCCCAAGAGGCCUUAGCCCAGCUCCGAGAGCUAUGUCACCAGUGGCUUCAGCCGGAAGUACACUCCAAGGAGCAGAUGCUGGAGCUGCUGGUCCUGGAGCAGUUCCUGGGUGCACUGCCCUCUGAGAUCCAGGCCCUCGUGCAGAGACAGCGGCCAGGCAACCCCGAGGAGGCCGCUGCCCUGGUAGACAGGCUGCGCCGGGAGCUGGGCAGGCCUCGGAGAUGGGUCACAGUCCAGGUGCAAGGCCAAGAGGUCCUAUCAGAGAAGAUGGAGCCCUCCAGCUUCCACUCUCUACCUCAAAGUAAGCCUCAAACUCCAGAGCCUGGGCCAGAGACGCCCCCUGGGGCCAUGCAGAGAUCACCACUGCUGAGCCUUCAAGUGAAAGAGGAGCCAGAGGUUACAGAAGACCCAGAGCCCCUGGAUUUUGGGCCUCUAGCUGCCAGCCAGGAGGCUGCACCCAUCCUCCUGCCUGAGGAGGCCCAGGGCUGUGGAGCAGCGUUGGAUCAGGCCUUUCCCCACAGCAAGAUGGGGCCUGAAUGGCCCUCAUGGAGGCAGCACCCUGGGGCCCUGUGGCAUGAGGAAACUGGGGGCAUCUUCUCCCCAGGGUUUGUGCUCCAGAUGAACAGCGUCUCCACAGGCCCAGGUUCUGAAAGCCCUCCCCUUCACGUCUCCUGGGACAUUGGCAUGGCAGGCCUCUCAGCUCGGACACAGUCACGCUCUCAUGAAGGCGGCUUCGCGCAUGCACUCCUGCUCCCCAGCGACCGGAGCACCGAACAGGACCCCAUGGACGAGGAUUCCUGCCCGAGUGUGGGGCCCACGCUGGUCACCACUACCGCCCGUUGGCACACCCCCAGGGGCCGAAACCGGGGCCGGGGCCGCCCCAGCACUGGGGCAGGGGCAGUUCGGGGCGGCCGUUGUGACGUGUGUGGCAAGGUGUUCAGCCAACGCAGCAACCUGCUGCGGCACCAGAAGAUCCACACGGGUGAGCGACCAUUUGUGUGCGGCGAGUGCGGCCGCAGCUUCAGCCGCAGCUCACACCUGCUACGCCACCAGCUGACGCACACUGAGGAGCGGCCUUUUGUGUGCAGCGACUGUGGCCAGGGCUUUGUGCGCAGUGCACGCCUGGAGGAGCACCGGCGUGUGCACACAGGUGAGCAGCCCUUUCGUUGCUCAGAGUGCGGCCAGAGCUUCAGGCAGCGUUCCAACCUGCUGCAGCACCAGCGUAUCCACGGAGACCCACCCGGCCGCGGCUCUGUGCUCCCCGCCCUUUCUGGCGCGCCCGAGCCCCCGGGCCCCUUUCCGUGCAGCGAGUGCUGCCAGAGCUUCACGCGGCGUGCAGUGCUGCUGGAGCAUCAGGCAGUGCACACAAGCGACAAGUCCUUCGGCUGCGUGGAGUGCGGCGAGCGCUUUGGCCGCCGCUCGGUGCUGCUGCAGCACCGGCGCGUGCACAGCGGCGAACGGCCCUUCGCCUGCGCCGAGUGCGGCCAGAGCUUUCGGCAGCGCUCCAACCUCACGCAGCACCGGCGCAUCCACACGGGCGAGCGGCCCUUCGCCUGCGCCGAGUGCGGCAAGGCCUUCCGUCAGCGGCCCACACUCACGCAGCACCUGCGCGUGCACACGGGCGAGAAGCCCUUUGCGUGCCCCGAGUGCGGCCAGCGCUUCAGCCAGCGCCUCAAGCUCACGCGCCAUCAGAGGACACACACGGGCGAGAAGCCCUAUCAUUGCGGCGAGUGCGGCCUGGGCUUUACGCAGGUAUCGCGGCUCACGGAGCACCAGCGCAUCCACACGGGCGAACGGCCCUUCGCCUGCCCUGAGUGCGGCCAGAGCUUCCGGCAGCACGCCAACCUCACCCAGCACCGGCGCAUCCACACGGGUGAGCGGCCCUACACGUGCCCCGAGUGUGGCAAGGCCUUCCGCCAGCGGCCCACACUCACCCAGCACCUGCGCACCCACCUGCGAGAGAAGCCCUUUGCCUGCCAGGACUGCGGCCGCCGCUUCCACCAGAGCACUAAGCUCAUCCAGCACCAGCGCGUGCACAGUGCCGAGUAGCUCCAGCCAGGACACACUGCGUCCACCUUGGUCAGAACACCUGCCUUACAGGGUUGUUGGGAGGCCAGUGAUUGCAUAGGUACAAGCAGGCCCGCUCAGGGCCUGGUCCCCAUUAGGUGCUCAAUAAACAGUAGAUGGAAAACUGGGUCUUCAGCCA